Molecule: messenger RNA, 581 nt
Organism: Solanum dulcamara
Lineage: Eukaryota; Viridiplantae; Streptophyta; Magnoliopsida; Solanales; Solanaceae
Product: LOB domain-containing protein 1-like
Exons: 2
Coding region: 41-547 (168 amino acids)
Source: RefSeq, a predicted model, not a curated record
CACAAGUCUCCACAGACCAUAAAAUUUCACUAUAAUUAACAUGGAAAAUAAUAAUCACUACUCUUCUCCUCAUCAUCCUUGCGCAGCGUGCAAGAUCCUCCGUCGUCGAUGUGUAGAGAAAUGUGUGUUGGCACCUUACUUUCCUCCCACCGACCCACUCAAGUUCACCAUUGCUCAUAGAGUCUUUGGAGCUAGCAACAUAAUCAAAAUACUCAAGGAACUCCCAGACGAUCAAAGAGCAGAUGCAGUGAAUAGCAUGGUGUAUGAGGCAAAUGCAAGGAUCAGAGAUCCAGUAUAUGGUUGCGCCGCUAUAAUUUGUCAGUUACAGAAACAAAUAAGUGAGCUUCAAGCAGAUCUUGUCAAGGCUCAAGUAGAGAUCUUGAAUGUGCAGGGUCAAAACACCAAUUUGGUGGCAUUAAUUUGCACACAAAAUCGCAAAAAUAAUAGCACUACCGAGUCUCCUGAUCAUCAACGACCUUAUGGAAAUUCCACUACUUCUUUGGAAGACAACAAUGUAUAUGCAGCUUGGAAACCAGUUUGGACAUGAAAAAAGAAGAAGUUGAAAUACUGGAACUUGGAGU